Molecule: messenger RNA, 663 nt
Organism: Mycena indigotica
Lineage: Eukaryota; Fungi; Basidiomycota; Agaricomycetes; Agaricales; Mycenaceae
Product: Adenylosuccinate lyase
Exons: 5
Coding region: 19-663 (214 amino acids)
Source: RefSeq, a predicted model, not a curated record
UCUUUCGCUCCCCCCAGCAUGCCCAUACGCCACAAGCUCGAGAACCAGCCCAUCGACCUCUCUGCAUUGACGAAUGAAGGGGUUUUAGCGCUGCAACACUACCUCGACCAUGGCCAACGCCUCCCUGCUGUAUCCUCUAAAACGUCCUACCGCGACAUCUGGUGCCACACCCGCCGUUUCCAAACCCAUCGUCGCACCACGAUAGCAGGUGUUGCCCUUCGUGUUCGGGCAUUUUCGCGUUCGUCCAAGGAAACCUUCUCGAAAACGGUGCUGGACCUUCCCAAAGACUCGGCCGACCGCAAGGCAUUCCUCGAAAAACAGCGCCAGACAAUAACGACUUUGAGCGACGGGUGCUUGCGGAUGCAGCAGGUUUGCGAAGAAUUCGAGAAGGAUUCAGAGGGCGACUUGGCGCGGCUCCAAGAGGAAGUGUCGAAAGUGAGGGACUUGACCAAAGCCAGAGAACGGAGGGAGUUGUUGACAAAGUCGACCCGUUCGUUGCCUGUUGUGCGACUUAUGGCAGGCGCAUUCAAGCAGCAUUCAAGCGAAUUGGCGAUGAUACAGCAAAAGUUGACGCUUUUUGAGAACGACGGUACCGAUAGUUUCCGCCAUAUCGUCACCAUUCUCGAAACUGGUGCAGCUGGUCAGAUAAUGCACUUAGCGUAA